GCCAUUGUCAAUUUGAUAUUUUUCUUUUGUUGUUAUGUUCGUGUGUUGUUUUUUUUAUACAUUUCUGUGGUUGUAUUUUGUGAAAAUUGUGGAAUUUUACUUUCUUAAAAACAAAUACAAGUAAACAGAUCGAUAAAAAAAAACUCUAUCGUGUAUUUCAUAUAAAAUAAGUAUACUGUAAAUAUGGCAGACGACGAACAGCCCUCUGACAGUAGUUUACUUGUUAUCAUUGUGGACACAAAUCCAAACCAAAGGUACAUAACGGAGGAUCCAAAAGUAUUAACAGGUUGCCUUGAUGCAGUCAUUGCAUUUGCAAACUCACAUCUGAUGCAAAAAUCUAGGAACCAAUUGGCAGUGAUUGGUUGUCAUUUUCAUAAAAGUGAAUAUCUAUAUCCUUCACCAGGAAAACCAUUAGAUGUUAGGCAAAUUGAUGGCCAAUAUGAAUUAUUUACACUUGUUGAAAAAACUAUUAAAAUGAGAUUAGUAAAUCUUGUAAAAAGUCAACCUCUAGAUGAAAAGCCCGGGGAGUCGCUGCUAGCUGGAGCAUUGGCAAUGGCUCUUUGCUUCAUAGCCAGAAUGCGACGCGAGGCGACACCCGGCUUGAAGACUAGCAGUCGCAUAUUGAUAGUAACGGGCAGUUCAGACACUGCUGCUCAAUACAUUAACUACAUGAAUGUGUUUUUCACCGCACAGAAGCAACAAGUUCUGAUAGAUGUAUGUUCUCUCGACAAACACCUGAGUUUACUUCAACAAGGCUGCGAUAUAACUGGUGGGUUGUAUCUCAAAGUGCCAUCACUAGAAGGGCUACUCCAAUAUUUACUGUGGGUAUUUUUGCCCGAGGCAUCAGAGCGUACUAAGCUAGUAUUACCGGGCCGAGGACGCGUGGACUAUAGGGCGGCGUGCUUCUGUCAUCGGGAACUGCUCACUAUAGGAUACGUCUGCUCCGUCUGUCUCAGCGUGUUCUGCAAAUUCAGCCCGAUAUGCACAACUUGUCACACCGUUUUCAAGAUUGGAGGACCCCUACCUAUUAAACCUAAAAAGAAGAGGAUGAAAGUUUAGUUAUUAUGUCCUUCGUAUCGUAUGUAGCAUUUUGUAAAUAAUAAAUUAUAAGUGAAAUAAGUUUUUAAUUCAUAAUUUGAAUUUUUUUAUUGCCAUCGCUGAUGUGCCGUACUAUGACA
Messenger RNA from Diatraea saccharalis (sugarcane borer), 1178 nucleotides. The record is from the annotation of a GenBank genome assembly. NCBI's taxonomy places the organism in Eukaryota, Metazoa, Arthropoda, Insecta, Lepidoptera, Crambidae.